UAGUGCCAAAAAACAUAUUAAGAUAGUACAACUUGCUAUCCAAAGUCUGAGGUCAUAAUCAAAACUUCCCCCUUUUUUUCUUUUAGGCUGAGGUUUGAGAAACUAGUUUCAUCAGACCUUUCAUGCUGCUGUGAUGCAUCAUCCCUUUUUGGCAGACUGAGAUGUCCCAGAUUCCUUAAGAAGAUGCAACUAGAAAUGAUGUUUUAGGAAACGUGUUGUACUUACUGAAAACCUAAUGUUAACUUGCUGGAAGACAAAAUGCCUAUUUACACAGUUCCUGCAAGAAGCCCCUCUGAGGCACAAUGUACUACCACUUUGCAGAAGACUUCUUCACAGAAUACCUUUACCAGCAGCAAGGUGUCUGGGCAGCAACUGAAAUCACAGUCAGGAGAGGAAAAGUAUAUUCUACUUUCAUGUUCUCAGAAUAAGACUGAGGAAGUUAAUAGGACCGAUGUGAUUUCAGCCUGUAAAAAAGUGGGUGAUACAUCAACUACAUUUAAACCUGAAGGCAGGUUAACACUCCAGAGGAGAACUGGAGCCAGCAAAAAAUCAGUGUCCACUAGUGAACAAUUGCAUGCACACACAACACAGGGCAUGGAAAAUAUACAAAUGGAGAAAAGACUUGCUCUGCAGAGGCGUGUGAGGACUGCCUCCUUAGAGAAGAGUAAAAUUAAUCAGAAUACUGUGCUGGGAAUAGAAAAUACUGACUCUGCUGCACAAAGAAAUUACAAGAUUGUGCUUCCACCAAAUACGAAUAAUAAUGAUACCUGUGAUAUUAAACCAAGCUUUAAGUUAGCUGAGGGUCAGUCAAGUACAGAGUUGCAGUGUCACCCGAACAGCAAGGAUUCCCUUUGCUUUGUUGAUGGUCUGUGUGAAAAUGAUAGCUGCACACAUUUAAAAUAUAGGACAAGCACUGCUGACACAAAACUUCAAAAUAAAGUUCCUAAAUCAGAACAAUUAGUUACCUCAAAAUAUUUUAAUAGGAUAUCAGGAGAACAAUUGAAUGAAAAAGGCAAUAUAAAUAAGCUAGCUGGAAGGCAAAGGUUACAACACUUCGUUAUAAAACAUAACAGUGUGGAAAGACCAAGGACACCAGCAAAAGGUUCAACAGAAGGAUUUAAGCUUACACCAAAGAACAGCACUUCUCGGGAUCAACCAUCUCUGUCCACUUCAAAUAAACGAACACCUCAUCUUCAAAUUUUAGCCAAAAAGAAAACUAGUGUCUUCAGCUCUCCUUCUGUGAGUAGAAGUUCAGAAACAAAAGACAAGGCCGAAACUCUAGCUGAGAGCAAUAGCACUGAGAAAGAUGUUUUCAAAGUGGAAAACAGCAAAGUGAUUGUAGCUGUGCGUGUACGGCCUUUCAGUAACAGAGAGAAAAAUGAAAACUUACUCCCUGUAAUCUCCAUGAGUGGUUCAGAGACAGCUGUACAAAAUCCAGCCACAAACCAAGUUUACAGCUUCAGUUAUGACUUUUCUUUCUGGUCUUUUGACAAGUGUCAUCCUAAUUUUGCAAGCCAAGCAAUGAUUUAUAAAACUUUGGCAGUGCCGCUCCUAGAAAGAGCUUUUGAGGGAUAUAACACCUGUCUUUUUGCUUAUGGGCAGACUGGUUCUGGAAAAUCAUACACGAUGAUGGGAUUUGAUGAAGACCGAGGAAUAAUUCCAAGACUUUGUGAAGAUCUUUUCACUCAAAUAGCACAAAUGGACAAGCAACAGAUUUUGUAUCAUCUUGAAAUGAGCUUUUUUGAAGUAUACAAUGAGAAAAUUCAUGAUUUGCUUGUCUUUAAAGCUGAAAGUGGACAGAAGAAACAACCACUUCGUGUAAGAGAACAUCCAGUGUUAGGUCCAUAUGUGGAAGGCCUGACAGUGAAUGUUGUCAGUUCUUACUCUGAUAUCCAGAGUUGGCUUGAACUAGGAAAUAAGCAGAGAGCAACAGCUGCUACAGUAAUGAAUGACAAGAGCUCUAGAUCUCAUUCUGUCUUCACCCUUGUCAUGACGCAAACCAAGGUAAAACUUGUGGAUGAAGAACAAUGUGAUCAUAGGCUUACCAGUCACAUAAAUCUAAUUGAUCUAGCUGGCAGUGAAUGCUGCUCAACAGCUCAGACCACUGGAGAAAGGCUGAAGGAGGGUGUGAGUAUCAAUAAAUCGCUGUUAACCCUUGGAAAGGUUAUUUCUGCACUGUCUAAACAGUCUCAAAAUGGAAAGAAAACUUUCAUUCCUUACCGGGAAUCUGUCCUUACUUGGUUGUUAAAGGAAAGUCUUGGUGGAAAUUCACAAACUGCUAUGAUUGCUACAGUAAGUCCAGCUGCCAGCAGUACAGAAGAAACACUCAGCACUCUUCGCUAUGCAAAACAAGCUUGUUCAAUUAUCAACAUUGCUAAAGUAAAUGAAGAUGUGAAUGCCAAGCUAAUCAGAGAAUUGAAAGCUGAAAUUGAAAAACUGAAGGCAGCUCAGAAAAGCGCUCUGAACACUGAUCCUGAAAAAUACAGAUGUUAUUUGCAGGAAAUAACGUCUUUGAGGGUAAAAUUGCACCAGCAGGAGAGGAACACAGCAGAAAUGCAAAGGGCCUGGAAAGAAAAAUUUGAACAAGCAGAAAAGAGGAAAUUAGAAGAUAUAAAAGAAUUGCAGAAAGCAGGAGUAGCAUUCAAAAUGGACAAUCAUUUACCAAACCUUGUCAAUCUCAAUGAAGAUCCUCAGCUUUCUGAGGUGCUGUUGUAUAUGAUCAAAGAAGGAGAAACUACAGUUGGAAGGUAUACACCAAAUUCGAAACAUGAUAUCCAGCUUUCCGGAGUGCUAAUUGCUGAUGACCAUUGUGUUAUAAAAAAUACUGUUGGCAAAGUGAGUAUUAUUCCACUGAGAGAAGCAAAGACAUACGUAAAUGGGAAAUGCAUUUUAGACCCAACAAUUCUGCAUCAUGGUGAUCGAGUGAUCCUUGGGGGAGACCAUUAUUUCAGGUUUAAUCAUCCAGUAGAAGUUCAGAAAGUUAAAAGGUCAUCUUGUGGGACUAUGUUUUUGCAUGAUAGUCCAAAAGAUUUUGAAUUUGCGAAGAAUGAGCUGUUUCUUGCACAGAGAACACAGCUUGAAUCAGAAAUUGAAGAGGCACGACUCAAAGCCAAGGAAGAAAUGAUGCAAAGUGUCCAAAUUGUGAAAGAGAUGGUUCAGCAAGAACUGACCUCACAAAAAGAAGCUUAUGAAAGCAAAAUAAAAUCACUGGAAGCAGAGGUGAGAGAAGAAUCUCGUAAGAAGCAAAUCCAAGAACUGAAUAACCAAAAAGCUGCAACUAAAAUACAGGAGCUAGAGAAGGCAAAGCAAAACCUUGAGCUAGAACUACGCUUCAGUAAGAAGCGUUUAGAAAUGGAGACCUUAGCUACCAAGCAGGCUCUAGAAGAUCAUACUAUUCAUCAUGCAAAGAUACUUGAAGCUCUGGAAGCUGAGAAGCAGAAGAUUGCCCAAGAAAUACACAUGCUUCAGAAGAAUCAUGGAAGUGGGAAUAAAACUAUGACUAUUCCACUUAACUGGAAUUCUCUGAAGCUAUCUGUGAUGAUCAAAGAGGCCAACACCAUUAGUAAUGAAUUAGGGAAAAACACUGUUUUCUGCAGGUACGACAAAAUUGAUGAUAAAACAGGAACAGUGUCUUCUGUUCAGGUGCAGGUUCGUAACAUCAAACUGGGAAUAGCAACUUUCUGGAGCCUAGAGAAAUUUGAAUGCAAACUAGCAGCAAUGAAAGAACUCUAUGAGAGUAAUGAUAGCAAUAAAGCUGCUGAUGUAUUUUAUGACCCUGCUGAUGAGUGGGAACCUGACAUUUCAGAUGCCUCAGUUUCCUCCCUUUCCAGAAGAAGGAGUAGAAGUUUCAUGAAAAGCAAGAGAAUUUCUGGAUGUUUGUCUGAGAUAAAAUUGCAACCAAUUCGGAAUAUGCAGACUUCCUGUAUAUCAGGUUCACAGAUUAAGUCCAGCAUAUGUCCAAGCUUUUCUGAAUCAUUUCUUCCUGGAAUUUGCAAAGAAUCUAUAAGUUCAGCUUUAGGUUUACUGGAACAGAAUCAUGAAGGAGGAAAGAGCAUAGCAGAUAGUCUCCUAACUAAUUUGUUUAUAAUUUUCUCUGGAGUGUCUGCCAUUUCAAAAGCUUAUGAACAGCAAGAUGAAGAAUGUCAAGAAAACUUUUUCUCUCUUGAUCAUGCUGCUCAGUCCUACAGCAUCAGAAUUAUCUCUGCUUUUGACCGGCUUGUGGUUCUAACCAAGCUCUGGCUUAACAAUGUCCAAAAGUGCCCUGGAUCUAUAAAAGUUGAUGAAGAAAUAAAACAGGAAGUAAAGAACUUGGGAGGUUAUUUACAGUUACUUUUGCAGGGAUGUUCUUCAGAUAUAUCCUCGAUGGUAACAGAAGCACGGAGCAAAGUAAACCAAACAGUAAAACAAACAAUGAAAUACAUAGGACACUUGGCAGUAGUCACAAGAGCUGAUAUUUCAUUUUCUGAAGAGAACAACGUUCCUGCAGCUAGUCUACAGGAAUUUGCACUUGCCAUUUAUGAUGGAGUAGGCUCAGGGCUGGAGUUUCUUGUUGAUACUGUACAGGAAAAAGCAAGAGUGGUGCACAAAGAACUUGUGAAACAAUAUCCACAAAAUGAGAUUCAAAAUCGAAUAAAGGAUAAUGUUGUGGCACUAGCCAGAUUCCUUGAAAAUAACAUCUCUUAUUGCAGAAAGAAAGUAAUAGAAUCUCAAUUACUGGAAGAAGAAUCUCUAUAUCAGGAAAUAAAGAAAAACACUAACAUUGCUGCAAAAUAUUUGGAAUUGGAGCAGUGCCUAGCUGAAGUCUGUCAAAUUGUUUCUUCUACAUUACAAGGGUCAUACAGAAACACAAGCCCUCUCAGGACCUUUGCAGAAAAGAUUUGUGUCAUAGCUGGAUAUUUUAACAACUAUUUCAGUUUAUUUGCCUCUUCUUCUACUUCUACAAACAAUCCUAUCCAGAAAAUACCCAUGCCUUUUAUGAACUUGGAUGAAUUGGACUCUCUGGUUGAUUCCCUUAUCAUGAAUUUUGAACUUGAACAAGGACAGCCAUCACUGAAAUCUCAAACUCUUUGUAAUGAAACUACUGAGACUCGAGGAGGACAGGUCGAAACAGGUGAAGUUGAAUUUGCUUGGAAACAGAAGGCGAUUCCAAAACAAACACACAAACUCCAGUCUUCACCUCCAUUUCCCGCAGAGCUUUCACCUGGUAGGAUACAGUGGGUAUAAAAUGCUAUUAUCAAGAAAUUCAGGGAAUCCCUUUCCCUUUACAUGAAGAGAAAGCAACAUAUCACAAAAAGCUAAAAUUUAUUGCUAAUAUUAUUAGUAAGUGUUAUGAAAGUAAAUGACGUGACUGUAUGAGGAUAAGUACCCUAAAUUUCACAAGAAAAAAGGAAAUUCUUAAGGGGCUGUUAGACUUUAAAAUAUAUAUUGCCUUUUGUUUUAAUAAAAGUCUAUUAUUACCUAAGCCUAUAAGAAGUAAUUUAAUGUGGUAAGUAAAAAAAAUCUAUUGGAGAUAAUAUGAAUGGAGAAACUAAAAACUGUCAGGGAAAACAGUAAAAAAACUGGGAAACACAGUAGAUGCUUUGUAGGACAAUCACAUCUCUUCAUCUUAAACUUUUGACUUAGGACUCUUGUGUAACAGUGGAAGGAGAUUGCUUUUAAGGACAUCUGUAACAUACAUUGAUGUUGCAUACAGUUAGAUAAGACGACUGCCUUCCUGUCUUAGACACUUGAAAGGUAGAUGAUGUGGGUUCCAAUUUUUUUUCUUAACAUUGUUGCUCCACCUCUGCUGCAUUACGAUCUAGGAGUGCUACUGCAACUUUAAAGUGUUUGUUAUGCCUUUUAUUUUUUUAAAACAAAGCAAAAACUUCAUAUUUAUUUCUGUAGGGGAAAACUAUGAGAGAUGGUAAAAGUACUUUACGAUCUUAUUUAAUGAAUGCUUUAAGUGGUUUUGUAGUCCAUUGAAAAAUCUGGGAUUAAAGUAUCAAUGAUGGUGCUCUUCAACUUGAUCUGAAGUAAGUUCAUGUUGAGUGUUGUUGCUAGUGAAUUAUCAUUUGAUUGCUCAAAUCACUUCCAGUACUAUUCAUAAUGGAUUAGAAGCAUAGCUUUCCCUAAAUAAUAUGUAAGUCAUCCCAUGAGGUUGUAGAGACCUUUCCCAAUUAACUACUUCCCUGUGCUUUUUACUGUAGUCAUCAUUUAACCUCUUACCUUUAGUCUGCUCGCUGAAGCCAGUAAAAAUUAACAGCAAAGAUGAAAAUGAAUUUGAAUUUUUUUUCUUUAAUACUGGGUUCUAGGAGGCCUGGACCUAGCACGUUUUACUCACAACAGUGCUGAGAAAUUCAUAAAUUAAAACCUAAGUUUUUUCCUGUAUAUCAAAGCUUCCAGGUCAGAUAUUCAUAGCUAUCAUCUUUCCUUCUGAGGGAAGAUGCUUAACAUCUUGAGAAUUUCAGCAUCAGGCUCUUAGAACUAUUUUCUGUGAAAAGACAGAAAGUGUAGAGAGUGUCAAUCAUCUUUUUUUCUUUGAGAACUUUCACACCGUAGUUAUAAUUGAUGCUGUUAUUCUGCGAUUUUAUGCUUUUCUGAUUUAUAGGAAAUGGGGACAGGUAAUUAUGCUGAACCAGUAACCCACAUACGUUUUUCUUAAGACUAGUAUACCUUAAUACUUUGUCAAAAAAUGUCUUGCAGUGCAGUCCUGCCAUCAAAAAUAUUCAGUUAUUUUUAUUGCAGCUAAUAAUUUCUUUCUCACAUGAGGUGUGAUGUUGCUUAAUCACUUUCCUACUGCAGAGGCCUUUAGAAGACUGCUCAAGGGUUAACAAAGUAUAUUCAGUUGUUCAGCUUUUUAUGCUUUAAAAGUGUAGAGAAACCUGGUAUAUUUUUACAUUUGUAAAUGUAUUAUUUUGUGUUUGGCUGAAAGUUUUAAAAACAUAACUGGUUCUUCUGAAACAUGUAUCUAAACAUGAGCAUUGUAAAGAGUAAAACUAGAUAGAUCAUGUAACUGAUCACCAAUUUUUACAACUUUAAGUGUAAAUUCCUUGUCAGUCGUCUUCUGUAUACAGUUGUUUUUGAGACCUUCCUUUGUCACUGAGAGUACUGCUUCCUUGCUGAAAGUAUUGUAGUAUAAAAAUCUGAAAUAUUAGUAAGAGGUGUUUUGUGUAGCUCACAAGUGAAACAAAACAAAAAAAAAAGACUUCUUUACCUAAAUUUCUUUCCUCUAUUAAGACACUUAUUCAGCCUCUAAAUGUGUGCUGUUACUCAUGAACUAAUCUAUACUAAUUAAUGUCAGAAUACUCAAUCCCUUCCAAUUUCUGCCAAUAAAUAUAGUGGUGUCAUGUCAAGUCCCCAUUGCAAAAUUACUUUCAAGUGUGUUACUGAUGUUCCGCCAGCCCAGAUGAUUAAUCAUGUUUGCUUUUGUGCUUGUAUUUAAUGAGAAGCAUUGCUCAGAAAACAUCUUUGUUUCUGUAGUUCUGUGCAUUGUUAUGAGGAUUUUUUGUCUUUUUUUUUCUUCCUAAAACUUAAAGACAAGUUCUUCACAAACUUGGAGUUCAAACUGACUUUCAGUUUUUAGCCUUUCUGAAACUUGGGAGCAAGAGACCAUGCAAACAAAUGGGGUUUGGAUAGAGUUUUAACUGAUGUAUCGGAUGGGCAACCUUAAUCAUAUCAAAUUUAGCUUUUGCAGGAUGAGUAAAAAUGUUUCCAAUAGCUUCCUGCUGCUUGGUUGGUGGUUUCCCCCCCCCCCCCCCUCCAUGCUAAUCAACUAUGUCUAGUCAGUCAACUAAUCAGUCUCUCUCUUAUGCACAUUUGUUAAUACUAUAUUCACAUUUUAGAGUAAUAUGUUAACAAAACCUACUUCUGCUAGUGUUUUCUUCAGCUUAGUGCCCUUGUUACAGUUAUACAUCAUUGAAGUACUUCAUCCUUACGAUAUAUAUGGUGACCAUACAUCAUCAGAGUGAGCUAGUGCUCUCAUAACAUACUGCAUUAAUACAUCAACAAGCCUAGCUGAGCCUCCAGUAAUCUAUUGGUGUAAUAUACCGUAAGGUGAGGUAUAUUUAUAACUAUAGGCUAGUCUAUCUAUAAAUUAUGGAUGUCAAGGAAUUGGGAUCAUAGCAGGCAGAUUUUGGGAUGGAUUGAUUUGAGUGGUAUGUUAUUUUCCUAGUCUUUCCAAGGAGUUGGAGGUACAUGUGGGUUAAGCCCAGGUCAGCAGAGUAAUUGACGUGGCUGACCACCAUAUUCUGCAUCACCUGCCAGGCAUAGUGAUGGAAUGAAGUAGACACUGAUAUUGCUGAGAUAAAGCGCUGUGCAGUAAGGUCCAGAUAUUUUCACCAUCUGGCAUUUUUGCAGAUCUGACUGCCAAGUCAGGGUUUGGAUAGCUUCUGGCAGACAGUGGUAAUACACAGAAGAAUCUUCUUGUGAUAGUACCUUUGGAGUUUCUUCUAAACCAUAAACUAAAGUAGACACCAAAAUAGUGCAAUUUAAGUAGAGUUUUUACUUUAGUAUGUCAUGAAGUUAAUUACUUUUGCAGGAAUAUAUAUUGGUGUUGUAAAUUUCUCUGUUGGGGGAAUUAAGAUGGGAGUGGGAUCACAAUCAGUAUGUAUUAAAACAUCUUUUAUUAAUUAACUGUUGUUAAUAGAAUUAAGAUGUUUGCUUCCAGCAGAUAACUGUUCACACAGUACAUUAAUUUAUUCCUUCGCACUUAACUUGCACCCACACAAAAAACAUCUAUAGCUACAAGGCUGAAGCAACAACUGUGAGCUUCUGACUCUGUAGUGGAGGCUCAUGUUGGCUUACCUGUGAGACUUUGAUAUGCUACACCCCUCAGUAUGUAUGCUUCCUCUCUUUGGCUAAUGCUUUCUCAUUACUAUUUCUCCAUCUGCAGCCAUAGGUACCAAUAGAGCCCAUUCACACACACUUGCACAGACAGGGCUUUUUUGUCUUUGGCUGAAGCUUAGUUGCUAUAGUAGCUGAUGUCAUGCUUCUGCUAUGAGCACUAAAUUUGGGUUUUUCUGAAACCUUUGAAAGGUUUUCUCUGGGGUUCUCUAACCUACAGUCUCCAGCUCUGUCGCUGAAAGAAAUGUUCAGUGAACAGUCAGGAACAUGCAUGGGGUGGGAUUGGGAAGUGCUAUGAAGAAACGUUUAGACCUUAAUGGGAUGCAUUAUUUACUGAAGUUAUGAUGGUUUUAUUUUGUUAUAUGUAUUGAUGUAAUCUGUAGUUUGUGGGUUGUUUGUUGUGUUGUUUUUGUGUUUUGGGGUUGGUUGGUUUUGUUUGUUUGUUUCCUUUAAUGUCCUCUCUUAUUCCCUCAGGAAAAUAUUCUGUGGUAAUAAUAAUAAUCUGUACCAGAUUUCAGGUAAAAAGUAAUUAGAACUUUAAUGAUGGAUUUUAUUUACUAACAUAAAAGAAAAAGAGGU
Messenger RNA from Aquila chrysaetos chrysaetos, 9399 nucleotides. It is a transcript of the gene KIF14, whose product is annotated as kinesin family member 14. Gene Ontology annotation, molecular function: microtubule binding; ATP binding; microtubule motor activity. Gene Ontology annotation, biological process: microtubule-based movement. Bases 259 to 5223 code for a protein of 1654 amino acids. NCBI's taxonomy places the organism in Eukaryota, Metazoa, Chordata, Aves, Accipitriformes, Accipitridae. The transcript has 30 exons. The record is from RefSeq and is a predicted model, not a curated record.